AUGGCACCUGUCUGCCUGGCAGCUCGUCCAGUGACCUUCCGUGGCACGCCGCAGCUUCUAGCCGGCGGUCUUGUGCCUGCCUGGUGCGGGCGGCUUGGUCCCAUGGUUGGCUGGAGAUACUUGGGACCGCAGUAUCUUGUGGUACCCAAGCAGGUGUCGAAUGGGAGCUCCCAGCCCUGGGUCUUCAGCACAGGAUCGACUCUCGAGGGGCAGCAAAUGGUACGAUGGCACAUUGACCCCGUUAGGAACGGGCUCACUGGCUCCCUCGCCUCGAACCCAUGGUCCACUCGACGCCGGAAAUCCAACUUGAACAUGUUAGCAGCGACGAUCUUGGGAUGCUAG
Clonostachys solani is the source of this 342-nucleotide messenger RNA. Lineage: Eukaryota; Fungi; Ascomycota; Sordariomycetes; Hypocreales; Bionectriaceae. The record is from the annotation of a GenBank genome assembly.